Molecule: messenger RNA, 693 nt
Organism: Prorocentrum cordatum
Lineage: Eukaryota; Dinophyceae; Prorocentrales; Prorocentraceae
Source: the annotation of a GenBank genome assembly
AUGGCGGACCGUGAGACCCCCCGGCUGGAUGACUUCACGCUGCUGAAGGUCAUUGGGAAGGGCUCGUACGGGAAAGUGAUGCUGGUCCGCCACAAGGACGACCCAGAGGAGACCGUCUACGCGAUGAAGAUGCUGCGGAAGGAGAACGUGAUCAAACGCAACCAGGUGGAGCACACGAAGACGGAGCGGAACGUGCUCGAGGCCGUGUCGCACCCCUUCAUCGUCACCCUGCACUACGCCUUCCAGACGCCGAAGAAGCUGUACUUCGUGCUGGAGUACUGCCCGGGCGGGGAGCUCUUCUUCCACCUUAGCCGCGCAGGCCGCUUCUCGGAGGGCCGCUGCAGGUUCUACGCCUCCGAGAUCCUGCUGGCCAUCGAGUACCUGCACAGGACCGGUCUAUGCGGAUUCAGCAGCAAGGGAUUCAGCUUCGCGUCGAAUGCAGUGUCGGGGGAUGCGGUGAAGCUCUGCCAUGUCUCCAAGCCUGCUUCCCCAUUCGACUCGCCUGGUGUGAUCGCUUCCGCGUGCCACUUCACCCAAAUCGGUCUCGGCGACAAGCGUCAGUCGAUUGUGGAUGAGGUGAUGGGCCACUUGAGCCUUCGACAAGUCCGUGCCUCCUGCGUCGGAGGGUGCCCCGCCUUGGGCUGGGUGGCUUACGCAGAACAUCGCCUCGAUCCUGCGCGCGGGUCAAUCUAG